GAUUGAUGUCGGCUAAAUCUUCCUCGUUCAGCCCUGGGACAACGAACUCGGUUUUAUAUAAAGCACUUGUUUAUUUUCUGUUGUUAAAGUCUUAUCUCGCCCAAUUACUCAAAUCUGGAACCAUGAACUUGAACUUCAACCCAUCCAUCGCAACACGUUGUCCUUAGAGCUCAUUCAACACUCAUCACUCAUCUCAUUUCAUAUCUUCGCAACCAACCGCCACCAUGGCUCCUUCAACCAUUUCUCCUCUCCUUCGUCCAGUCCCUCUCUUCUCACUUGCUGCCAUUCUUCGCCUGGUCCUUCUUUUCUAUGGCAUUUGGCAAGACGCCCAUUCUGCCGUCAAAUACACCGACAUCGACUACCUCGUCUUCACCGACGCCGCUCGCUAUGUGUCUCAGGGCCUCAGCCCCUAUCACAGAGAGACGUACCGCUACACGCCUCUGCUUGCCUGGAUGCUCGUCCCUACGGCCACGCCACAGCUCUUCUCCUUCGGCAAAGUCGUCUUUGCGUUGGCGGACUUACUCGCCGGAUGGCUCAUUGUCAGAGUGCUGACGAAGCAAAGGGGUAUGAGCGUCGAGAGGGCUGGUGCGUUUGCCGCCAUCUGGCUGUGGAACCCAAUGGUGGCGACAAUCAGCACAAGAGGCAGCUCAGAGGGCCUACUGGGCGUUCUGACAAUGGCCCUGUUAUGGGCUGUUGAAGGAAAGAGAAUCGGGCUGGCCGGCUUCAUCUUGGGGUUGAGUGUGCAUUUCAAAAUCUACCCCUUUAUUUAUGCGCCUGCAAUCAUAUGGUGGAUGGACGAUGAGCAUCUAGGCAAACGGGCUUCCAAGCCUUUUGUUUCAGCUACAGACACCAUCAUUCGAUUCCUCUCCCCUCAGAGGAUCCAGCUCACCAUCAUCAGCUUAUUGACUUUCAUGGGACUUAAUGUCCUCAUGUACUACAUCUAUGGUACUCCCUUCCUGGUCCAUUCUUACUUCCACCACGUCACCCGUAUCGACCACCGCCACAACUUCUCGCCUUACAACAUCUUCCUCUAUCUCGCAUCCGCCGACCCAUCUUCCAGCUCUCUUCAUGCCUUUCUCCCACAAUUGCUCCUCUCAUGUUUCCUGAUCCCCUUUGUCCUCGCCAAAAAGGAUCUCGCCACGUCCAUGAUGGCCCAAACCUUUGCCUUUGUCACAUUCAACAAGGUCUGCACCUCACAGUACUUCCUUUGGUAUAUGAUCUUCUUGCCUCUCUAUCUCCCUGGAUCCUCCAUGCUUCGCAUCCCCAGCCGCGGCAUUACGGCGCUGCUUCUUUGGGUCCUGGGACAAGCCGCUUGGCUACAGCAAGGCUACGAGCUCGAAUUUCUCGGUGUCAGCACCUUCUUUCCGGGCAUGUGGCUGGCUUCGUUGGGCUUUUUCCUCGUCAACUGUUGGAUACUAGGUAUAAUUAUCAGUGACGGUGCAGAAGCCAACCUCCAAAAGGUGCAUACCGCGUAAAUAGUUUGAUAGUGUUCCAUAUUAAAGAUUUCAUUCACACAAAAAUAAAACAUCAUACUCU
Molecule: messenger RNA, 1536 nt
Organism: Trichoderma asperellum CBS 433.97
Lineage: Eukaryota; Fungi; Ascomycota; Sordariomycetes; Hypocreales; Hypocreaceae
Gene: GPI14
Product: GPI mannosyltransferase 1
Biological process (GO): GPI anchor biosynthetic process
Cellular component (GO): glycosylphosphatidylinositol-mannosyltransferase I complex; membrane
Molecular function (GO): alpha-1,4-mannosyltransferase activity; GPI mannosyltransferase activity
Source: RefSeq, a predicted model, not a curated record